Messenger RNA from Siniperca chuatsi (mandarin fish), 2944 nucleotides. RefSeq names its product leucine-rich repeat-containing protein 15. Gene Ontology annotation, molecular function: protein binding. The transcript has 7 exons. The record is from RefSeq and is a predicted model, not a curated record. Gene Ontology annotation, cellular component: plasma membrane. Bases 103 to 1176 code for a protein of 357 amino acids. NCBI's taxonomy places the organism in Eukaryota, Metazoa, Chordata, Actinopteri, Centrarchiformes, Sinipercidae.
GAAUAAGGCUAGGAGAGUCUUUAAGGAUCCCAACCACCCAGAUAACGGCCUUUUCUCCCUGCAGCAGUUGUGAAGAAGAUACCGGAUCCUAAAUGAGGGAAGAUGCAGCACUUAAUGUGGUUGAUGCUGGUGAUCCUAUGGAUGGUGCAGGCUGUGGAGGGCUGUCCUGAUGUCUGUAAAUGCUACAGGAAGUCCAGUCCAGAAACAUCAGAGGUCAACUGUCAUAAGAGGGGGCUUCGUGCCUUUCCCUCCAAACUGCCCCCUGAUGCCUGGAUCAUCAAACUAGGUGAGAAUGGUAUUACAGACCUGAAGGCCAAUGCUCUGAGAUCGAUUCCAAAGAUUGAGAGUAUCAACCUGGAACGAAAUGCCAUCAAGUCCAUCCACCCCCAGGCCUUCUCUGGUGCAAAACAACUGAUGCUUCUCAAUCUCUACGGCAACCACAUCACCAACCUUCCACUGAGGGGAUUCCAGGACCUCCUGAACCUUCGCUUCCUCAUGCUGGGACAGAACCAGAUUGGUGUCCUCAAACCUGAGAUGUUUGCCGGAAUGAGGAACUUGUCAGACUUAGACCUGCCUCUCAAUGCGCUGACAAUGCUCCCAUCUAACGCCUUUAAGCCUCUGAUCGCCCUCAAAGUUCUGGACCUUUUCCUGAAUCGUAUCCAGAGGAUUUCUCCUAAGGCCUUCACUGGACUCAGAAAGCUCAUGUUCCUCAACUUAGACAAUAACAGCCUGAAGACCGUUCCAGCUGGAGCAUUCAGGCCGUUGCGAUCUCUGGAGAUGCUGGUUCUAGACAACAACCUUCUGUCCACAUUGAGUCCAUCAGCUUUGGAUGGCCUGGGCAACUUGCAGGAGCUCUACCUGAGGAACAACAAGCUGGAGCACCUGCCACCUGAUGUAUUCAGGAACAUGGCCAAGCUUUCUCAGCUGGCUCUCAGUGGAAACCGCCUGAAGACAGUGGAUGGAAACAUGUUCCUCCAUAUACCUGACCUGAAGAAACUGUACCUCCAUGACAACCCAUGGCGUUGUGACUGUAAUAUCAUCUCCUUGGUGCAGUGGAUGGGACAGACAAAGGCCAGCCUGUUGCCUCGGGAAGCCCCGAGGUGUGUAAGUCCUCCGGAGCUCCGAAACAAGAGCUUUUCCAGCCUCCAAGCCUCCAAGCUGCUCUGUCGCGCCUAACGCCAGAAAACCUGGAUGAAGACCACAGCGUGGGCUCGGGUCCCAUGGAGAUUCAGAUGAUGAACUUUUACUCAAAACAGAAUCUUUUUACUCUGUAUACUGGGCUAGUGUUUGUAGAGUGAACUUGUAUUUUAUAUUAUUUCUCAAAGCUGCAAUGCAAUCAAUACAUUUCCCUGAGAUGUUAAGAGAGAUGUUUUCAGCUAAAAACAUCACCUUUUAGAAAUUUGUCUUGACCACCAUGGAUUUUUGAGUUUAAAACAAAGGGCUAUGCAAUUUCAACCCAUACUUGAGUAUGAAACCAUGAAAAUCACUAAAAACUGGAGUUAUGAGGUUUUCAUUUGACAGAAAGACUGUGUAUCAUUGUUGUAUUCUGCAUCAGCAAAGAACAAGUGCUCUCCCUUAUCUCCAAAUUCAACACUGAGAUUAAUAUUAUAAUCUCAUAUUGCUUGUCAUAUAGAGGCUUCUCAGGUUUGGACAGUGACAGAUUACAUGCAGUGGGAUUAUAUUAAUCCAAUUCCACGAAAUGGUUUCUUUAAUCUUUUAUAGUUAAUGUAAAAAAAGAAAGUCAUUUGGAUAGUGAGAUGAUAAACACUGCCAGGAUUCUGCACAGCUGAAACCAAAAGGGAAGAUAGCUAGAGAUAAUGUAAAUGAAUUGAAAUUGUGAUAUGUAAAUGAGAAUGAAGUAAAAUAAGGAACAUGAUGAAAGUGAAAUAAGGAAAAUGAUCCAGCAGUGAUACACUACAUGGCCAAAAGUAUGUGGACACCUGAACUUUACACCCACAUGUGGUUAAUGAACAUAACAUUCCAAAACAAUGGGCAUUAAUCUCCUGCUACAACAGCCUCCGCUCUUCUGGUUUUAGGCUUUCCAACACAUGUUGCUGGGAUUUGCUCCUAUUCAGCCACACAAGCAUUAGUGAGGUCCAACACUGAUAUUGGGCGAUAAAGCCUGGUUCUCAGUUGGUGGUCCAGUUCAUCCCGAAAGUGUUGGAUGGGGUUGAGGUCAGGGCUCUGUGCAGACCAGGCAAAUUCAUCCACCCCAAACUGGGAAAACCAUUUCUUUAAUACUGAAAAAGUCUUUCCUUGUGCUCCGGGGAAAUGUCAACAGGAAAGGACCUUCCUCUAAAUAUUGCCACAAAGUUGGAAGCACAUUGUUGUCUAAAAUAUCCUUGUAUGCUGUGUUAGGACUUCCCUUAAUGGGUAGCAGUUCAGGAACUAAGGAACUGUCCCUGCAUUUUAGGAGGAACCAGGGUAUAAAUUCAGUUUCUCAGAGUUCCUAGUGCCAAAAAAGUCCCUGCUCUGGGGGUAGUACUUUCCUAGGCAGAGUUUGCAGUGCUCAUUUUGAAAACACAACCUGAUUAAUUUACACACAGUAAGCAAGGACUGGCUGCCACUAGUACAAGAAUUCAGACAUUCCUUGUUAUGGUUGGCAUUAAGUUAUGUUGUUGGCUCCCUGACUAACGUCAAUUGGGAGUACAAAUCGAGUGAAUGAGAGAAUCAACACUUAAAGGUGCUCCAUGGAGUUUUCUUGUAAACAAGUAAAAGUUAUGUUUAGUUAUGUCUUUAUUGGCAUCCCGUUUUGUUUAUAUUGUGCAUGCUUAUGAGAGUGGAUAUGUACCAUACAAACAAAAUGGGGACAUUUACUUACUAAAUGAAUGACCAUCAAACAGCAGAUCUUCACUACUCUGGAGUCGGCAGUUUUCCGUUACCUUUACCACCUCUGUGCAUCGCCUUUUAAAUCUAUUUAUUACAUUUUAUUCAAUGAUUUUGU